Messenger RNA from Amphimedon queenslandica, 2759 nucleotides. Its product is annotated as breast cancer type 2 susceptibility protein homolog. The transcript is spliced from 16 exons. Gene Ontology annotation, biological process: double-strand break repair via homologous recombination; regulation of DNA-templated transcription. The record is from RefSeq and is a predicted model, not a curated record. Lineage: Eukaryota; Metazoa; Porifera; Demospongiae; Haplosclerida; Niphatidae. The annotation marks the transcript as partial.
CCCCGCCCACUAAUAGAUUAGGUUUUACGACAGGGAGUGGAAAGGAAGUGAGUGUUAGUGAUGAGUCUUUGAGAACUAUUAGGAGACUCUUCUCAGAUGAGGUUCCUUCAGAACCUCCGCCCACUCAUGUGAUUGGUUUUUCUACUGCUAGUGGUAAGGGAGUGAGUGUUUCUACAGAAUCAUUAGAAGCAGUUAAGAGCAUGUUUAGUGAUCAUGAUGAUGAUAAAGUAGUAUCGAUUUCUGAAAGAUCUCGUCCUUCAUCAGAAGCUGCUACUUCAAUGACUCCAUCAAUUUCAAGAACUAGUGAUACUUGUGAUAAUGAUAGUACUGAUGUUCUUAUGACGCCUAAUUUAGGAUUGAAAACCACACCUUUUGCCCCACCUACUAAAGUACCAGAAAGAAGUGAUUCAUUGAGAAAACAAGCUACUAGUAGAAGAGGUCGUGUUUCCAGGCCUGAGAGUUUAUUGUGUGACAGAAGUAAUACAAUCAAAGCUAAACGAGCAAUAUGUCAAGAUCCAAAGACCACACCUAUUGCCACACCUUCCCACAUCAAGUUUCAAAAAGAGACUCCUAACUCAAUGUCCUCCAAAUACCGACGUCCUAAAAGAAUCAAUCCCGUUUGGGAAGGUGACCUUUCUAGCGACCUCAAGAGUGCAUUUUCUCUCAGUCCUGGUGUUGAUGAUGCUCUUAUUAGUAAGGAUUGGUUCACUAAUCACUAUAAGUGGAUUGUAUGGAAACUGGCCACCAUGGAGAUAUGCUUCCCUGAGAAAUGGGCUGGAAGGUGCCUAACAGUUGAUUGGUGUCUCUUACAAUUGAAGUAUCGUUAUGAUAUUGAGAUAGAUCAAGCUAAAAGGUCUAUUAUUCAUAAGAUAUGUGAAGGGGAUGACACACCCACACGCCACAUGAUCCUCUGUGUAUGUCACAUGACACAAGAGACCAACGCAAGCAAUGAAGUGGCUUAUUCUUUGGAGCUUACCGAUGGAUGGUAUUCUAUUCCGGCUAGAUUGGACAGACCAUUGUCCUCCUUUGCUGCUCGUGGUUUGAUAUGUGUGGGCGGGAAACUUGCUGUAUUUGGGGCGGAGCUAAGUGGAGAUCAAACUAAUGGACAUCCACUAGAGGUCUCCAAGUCCAAGUUAUUGUUAUUAAAUGCUAAUUCAGUGAGGAGAGCUCAUUGGUCGGCUCGUCUUGGACUAUUACCACACCCAGUCCCUCCUUCAUUUCCACUUCAAUCCAUUAUACCAGCUGGAGGCAUAAUACCAGCCAUUGAGGUCGUCAUUGCAAGACGCUAUCCUUUGCUUUAUGUUGAGAGAGGGUUCUCCGAUGGAGAUGGGCGGGGCUUUAAUGGGCGUGUCUUCAGGAGACGGCACGAGGAGGAAAGAGUGGAGAGAGAGUGGGAGGAGAAGAGACAAAAGAAAAUGGAAGAGAUUUAUGAAAGAGUUGAGAAGGAGUACAAAGAAGAAGUAGAAAGUCAUUCAAGACAGAGAAAGAGAAGAUCCAGUAGAGUAUCAGUUCGUUAUGUUAAACAGCUCCAAGAUGGAGAGGAAAUAUACAAUCAGCUACAGUCCUCAUCAGAUCCUGACUCAUUCAUGGAGCUUCUCUCUUCCACUCAGCGUACACUUUUAGAGAGCUAUCAAGUUUCUCUUGCGUCAAAGAAGCAAGAAGAGUUACAAUCACGAAUUAAGAAAGCAGUUGAAAAGGCCGGUGAAGAGUUGCCGCCCACUCGUAAUGUAUCCCAAUUACUGAGACUAGUACUGGUACAGUAUGGGGAAAUCCCCUCUUCUACUUGUUGUUUGCUUAGUGCUUGGAAUGUGGGUGGAUCUGAAAUGAGAGAUAACCUUAAGGAAGGAGUUACUCUUAGAAUAAGUAAAGUAUCAGCUAAUUCAAAUUUUCAUGAUGGACAAUUACAAUUAAGUUCAGGAAAGUUAACAUCUUUCUCACUCCUACCUAAAGACCAAUCUCACAUGAUUAACUAUACACAAAGACAAUCCAGCAGUAGUUACUCCUGCUCCUCCAACUCCUCCAACAAUAGCUCCAGCUACAGCACCCCCAAACCCACCAACUAAUGCACCAGCUACAGUACCAAUCCCAGGUACUAUGGGGCUGCCUAAAACACCACCAGCUACUGCACCACUUGUAGCUCCUACUAUAAUUGCUCCUGCUGUACCUCCACCUGCAACUGCAACAAGCCCAGAAUUUCGCUUAUACCAAGUUGCAAAUGCAACUGCUUGAGGAGUACAGCGUUGCCCACAUAAUGCCCAAAAAUCUGUAUUCCAUCCAAUUUCGCUUGUAGGCAGAGUUUUCUUUUUGCUACUUGUCACAAUACUUGGGAUGUCUCGAACUACUUCUGCUGAAAUUUUGUUUUCUAUAAGAUACGUCUUCAUUUCUGCUUUGACUGCAUUUUCCUGCCUUUUCAUGUGUUGUUUAGCACUCAUGCUUGUAUUUUCCCCAUCCCAUUCUAUAAGAUAUUGAUCUCCACAGGUAAACACAAUAAUAGUGUGUUGCAUCAAGUUAUCACCGAGUGCUCUUACCAUCUCUUUGAGCAUCAUCUGACAGUUUUUAUCAAAUCUGGCGUACAAUCUGUGGCAUAUUAGAACAAUGUCAGCACUCUUCAUUUUUGAUAUUGCACUCUCAAUGAUAGAUCGAUCUUUUGUUUUUGUAUCUCCAAAACCCCGAGUAUCGUAUACUGUAACUGGUAUGCAUGCAUCAUUAUUUUCACCUACUGUGUGGUGAAUUUCAUGUACUAUCUCAUGCUCAGUAGG